Messenger RNA from Aplysia californica (California sea hare), 483 nucleotides. RefSeq lists its product as uncharacterized. Lineage: Eukaryota; Metazoa; Mollusca; Gastropoda; Aplysiida; Aplysiidae. The record is from RefSeq and is a predicted model, not a curated record.
GGACGGCAGGGCGGAGUUCCAAAGUCACGUGAUGCUGUGCCGGGAGACGUACCAGCCCGCCCCCUGGUGUCGGGAGCGGGAGCACAAGGUCGAGGUCAAACAGUGCACGGUCUGGGGCGCCGGCGGGAACAAACACAGCACAGAGACCAGGCCCAACAACUACAGGAUCACGUACAUCGACGAACACAAUACAAGCGACCCCGCCUUCUGCCCUGUGGAACAUGGUGCUCUGUGUGGGAUGUCUACGGGCAGACACGGACCUCCAGAUCUGAGCUGCCACAUGGCAGAAAUAUCUCUACACAAAGAUCUCUCGGGUCACUACAGCAUCGAUGGGCGGAGGUGAAGAAAGAAGGAAAGAAAGAAAGAAAGAAAAAGGAAAGCGAUGACCUGGCUAUCGUGUUCGGGGUUGUUUUUUUUUGGGGGGGGGGGUGGUGCUUUUCUUUACUAACGCGCUCAAAUAAACCGUGUAACAUCAUCACAACA